Messenger RNA from Parastagonospora nodorum SN15, 1443 nucleotides. RefSeq lists its product as hypothetical. Bases 1 to 1443 code for a protein of 480 amino acids. Lineage: Eukaryota; Fungi; Ascomycota; Dothideomycetes; Pleosporales; Phaeosphaeriaceae. The transcript is spliced from 3 exons. Gene Ontology annotation, biological process: positive regulation of transcription by RNA polymerase II. Gene Ontology annotation, molecular function: DNA-binding transcription factor activity; transcription cis-regulatory region binding. Gene Ontology annotation, cellular component: nucleus. The record is from RefSeq and is a predicted model, not a curated record.
AUGCAUCAUCUACCACAUCGCUCUCCAUCUAUGACAGACGGACCGCCAGCAAAGAAACGCCGCAUCGAACAGAAUGCAUGCGGUCCGGCUCCAGUGGUUAUAGAAAACUUUGGUUUUGAGAAUAUAGACCCUUUCCAUUCGCCAGCCACCGCAUCCAGUUGGCCUUUCGACGAAUUUGCGCACGAUCCGGACUACCUUGCCUCUCAAGAAGCUCUGCGUUCCUUGCUGUUUACUACUGCACGGUCGGUCGCUCCUACUCGCGCAGCGACUCCUGAGGAUGCCGAUGAAUCAAAUGGAGCAUUCGACAUCAAACAGGUGUUGCCUCAAGGCAGGCGAGUGCAGUACUUGAAGAACUAUUUGUCGCAAGUCGCGCCCUGGCUCGACAUGUUUGACUGUAAGCGUACCUUCGGCCUCCAGCUUCCUACUCUAGCCAAGGACUCACCCCCUUUAUUCUAUGCCAUUCUGGCCAUAGGGGCACGUCAGCUUGAGCGUAAAGUAAAAAUGCAAUCAUCCUUCGACAGUCUGGAACUCUAUCAGGAGGCAAUACGACUGUUGACCCCUCUCCUAUCGGCUCGAGAUACGCACGUUAUAGCGGCUUGUGUGAUUUUAUGCUGUCUCGAGAUGUUUUCAGCUAGUGCGCAGGAUUGGCGGCACCAUCUUGAAGGCUGCGCCGCUAUCUUUGAUGCCUUCAGUGUAAAUGGGUUUAGCGACGAUGUAUUGCAACCUGUCUUUUGGUGUUACGCACGAAUGGACGUUUGUGGAGCUCUGAUCUCUGAUGGUACGCAAAGCACAUUGUUGAAGCCCGCUCAAUGGCUCCCAUCCGAUGUUGCUGAAGACGACGCUGAGAGCUUGUUUCGGAGCCAUUCGUCACCAGACAUGUACGCCAAUUAUGCAGUCUAUCUCUGCGCAAAGACCUGCGAACUCAUUUCAGACCGUAACAAGUACGUGGAAUUGGGCACCGACAAUGGGUGUGAUGAGAAACAAUUCCACCAUCGCUGGAAUCAGCUAUGGGGCCAACUUUCCGAAUGGGCCUUAGGUCGGCCUAAAGAAUUGUUGCCUGUCGACACGUAUAAUGCAGCACCAUUCCCAAAGAUUCUCUUCGCACAUUGGGCUGCGAUCUCCUCAAAUCAACUAUACCAUACAUCAUCGGUUCUCCUCCUCACCGCCAGAUCCAAACCCGCCCUUGCCAAAUCUCCUGAAGCUUCCCUAAUGUGGCACGUGAAGCGCAUCUGUGGUAUCUCGGUAACGAACCCACAUGAAGGUUGUUUGAACAACGCCAUCCAACCUCUCUGGAUUGCAGGGCGUCAUUUGAGCCAUUCCUCGGAGCAAGUCUUGGUUGUGAAGACCAUACGCCGUAUUGAAGCUUUGACUGGUUGGACGGCUACGUGGCGUAUUCGCGAUCUCGAGCGAACCUGGGGCUAUAAAGUGCCUGUUGAGGGCUGA